GGGAGACACAGCGAGAAGAGCGCGCGCGCGGAGCAGGGGUCCCCAUGGCGCUCCCUGGGGCCGGCCUGGCUGUCUUCUUCUUCCUGCAGAUGGCCUUCACCCUGAACCCCGAGGACCCCAACGUGUGCAGCCACUGGGAGAGCUACGCCGUGACCGUGCAGGAGUCGUACGCACACCCCUUCGAUCAGAUCUACUACACGCGCUGCACGGACAUCCUGAACUGGUUCAAGUGCACCCGGCACCGGAUCAGUUAUAAGACGGCGUAUCGGCGCGGCCUCAGGACCAUGUACCGGCGCAGGUCCCAGUGCUGCCCCGGCUACUACGAGAACGGCGACUUCUGCAUACCCCUGUGUACGGAGGAGUGUGUGCACGGCCGCUGUGUGUCCCCCGACACCUGCCACUGCGAGCCUGGCUGGGGAGGCCCUGACUGCUCCAGCGGCUGCGACAGCGACCACUGGGGCCCCCACUGCAGCAACCGCUGCCAGUGCCAGAACGGCGCCCUGUGCAACCCCAUCACCGGCGCCUGCGUGUGCGCCGCCGGCUUCCGCGGGUGGCGCUGCGAGGAGCUCUGCGCGCCUGGCACCCACGGCAAGGGCUGCCAGCUGCCGUGCCAGUGUCACCACGGCGCCAGCUGCGACCCCCGCACGGGAGAGUGCCUCUGCGCGCCAGGCUACACCGGCGUCUACUGCGAGGAGCUGUGCCCCCCCGGGAGCCAUGGAGCUCACUGUGAGCUGCGCUGCCCCUGCCAGAAUGGGGGCACCUGCCACCACAUCACUGGCGAGUGUGCCUGCCCCCCAGGAUGGACGGGAGCAGUGUGCGCCCAGCCCUGCCCACCAGGGACGUUUGGCCAGAACUGCAGCCACGACUGUCCCUGCCACCAUGGAGGACAAUGUGACCAUGUGACUGGACAGUGCCACUGCACAGCUGGAUACAUGGGGGACAGGUGCCAAGAGGAGUGCCCCUUGGGGACCUUCGGCUUCCAGUGCUCACAGCGCUGCGACUGCCACAACGGAGGCCAGUGUUCGCCCACCACGGGCGCCUGCGAGUGCGGCCCUGGCUACAAGGGCCCGCGCUGCCAGGAGCGGCUGUGCCCCGAAGGCCUGUACGGCCCAGGCUGCUCCCUGCCCUGCCCCUGUGACACUGACAAUACCGUGAGCUGCCACCCAGUAACUGGAGCUUGCACCUGCCAGCCGGGCUGGUCUGGCCACCACUGCAAUGAGUCCUGCCCCGCCGGCUACUAUGGCGAUGGCUGCCAGCUGCCUUGCUCGUGCCAGAAUGGCGCUGACUGUCACAGCAUCACGGGGAGCUGCACCUGUGCCCCUGGCUUCAUGGGAGAGUUCUGUGCCGUCCCCUGCGCCGCGGGGACCUAUGGACCCAACUGCUCCUCUGUCUGCAGCUGUCACAACGGUGGCAUCUGCUCCCCGGUAGACGGCUCCUGCGCCUGCAAGGAAGGAUGGCAGGGUCUGGACUGUGCCCUGCCGUGUCCCAGCGGGACGUGGGGCCUGAACUGCAAUGAGACCUGCGCCUGCGCCAACGGGGCGGCCUGCAGCCCUGCGGACGGCGCCUGCACCUGCACCCCUGGCUGGCUGGGAGACACCUGUGAGCUGCCCUGCCCGGACGGCACAUUUGGGCUGAACUGCAGCGAACGCUGUGACUGCAGCCACGCUGACGGCUGCGACCCCAUCACAGGCCACUGCUGCUGCCUGGCCGGAUGGACAGGCGUCCGCUGCGACAGCUCCUGUCCGCCCGGCCGCUGGGGCCCCAACUGCUCCGUGUCCUGCAGCUGUGAGAACGGCGGCUCCUGCUCUCCUGAGGAUGGGACCUGCGAGUGCGCCCCCGGCUUCCGAGGACCCUUGUGCCAGAGAAUCUGUCCUCCUGGCUUCUACGGACUCAGCUGCGCCCAGCCUUGUCCCCUCUGUGUGCACAGCAGCGGGCCCUGUCACCACAUCAGCGGCCUCUGCGAGUGCCUCCCGGGGUUCUCCGGAGCCCUCUGCAACCAAGUAUGUGCUGGAGGGCACUUCGGGCAGGACUGUGCCCAGCUCUGUUCCUGUGCCAACAACGGGACCUGCAGCCCCAUCGAUGGCUCCUGCCAGUGCUUCCCUGGGUGGAUCGGCAAGGACUGCUCCCAGGCAUGCCCGCCCGGGUUCUGGGGCUCCGCCUGCUUCCACACCUGCAGCUGCCACAACGGGGCGAGCUGCAGCGCGGAGGACGGGGCCUGCCACUGCGCCCCAGGCUGGACCGGACUCUUCUGCACGCAGCGUUGCCCAGCAGCGUUUUUUGGGAAGGACUGUGGGCGUGUGUGCCAGUGUCAGAACGGCGCAAGCUGUGAUCACAUCAGCGGCAAGUGCACCUGCCGCACGGGCUUCACUGGACGCCACUGUGAACAGAGAUGUGCUCCGGGAACUUUUGGCUACGGGUGUCAGCAGCUGUGUGAGUGUAUGAAUAAUGCCACCUGUGACCACGUCACUGGUACCUGUUACUGCAGCCCUGGAUUCAAAGGCAUCAGGUGUGACCAAGCUGCCCUCAUGAUGGAAGAGCUGAACCCCUACACCAAGAUCAGCCCAGCCCUGGGCGCGGAGCGGCACUCGGUGGGCGCUGUCACGGGCAUCGUCCUCCUGCUGUUCCUCAUGGUGGUGCUGCUGGGCCUGUUCGCCUGGCGCCGGCGGCGGCACAAAGAGAAAGGCCGAGACCUGGCUCCCCGUGUCUCCUACACCCCCGCCAUGCGGAUGACCAGCACUGACUACUCCCUCUCAGAUUUGUCUCAAAGUAGCAGCCACGCCCAGUGCUUUUCCAAUUCCAGCUACCACACACUGGCACGUGGGGGGCCUGCUACCAGCCAGGCCAGCACUCUGGACAGGAACAGCCCCACCAAGCUCAGUACCAAGUCCCUUGACAGAGACACGGCAGGCUGGACCCCCUACAGCUAUGUGCACGUGUUAGACUCCCAUUUCCAGAUCAGUGCCCUGGAAGCCAGGUACCCGCCCGAGGACUUCUACAUUGAAUUUAGACACCUCAGCCAUCCCGCUGAGCCACACUCACCAGGUGCUUGUGGAAUGGAUAGACGUCAGAACACAUACAUUAUGGACAAAGACUUCAAAGAUUACAUGAAAGAAUCCGUGUGCAGCUCUAGUACUUGUUCCUUGAAUAGCAGUGAAAACCCUUACGCCACAAUUAAGGACCCGCCCAUCCUCCCUUGCAAGCUUCCAGAAAACAGCUACGUAGAAAUGAAGUCACCUGUGCACAGGGGGUCUCCGUACACAGAUAUGCCAUCCUUGUCGACAUCUAAUAAAAAUAUAUAUGAAGUUGGUAGGUGUCUCAAAUAAGUGAAAACUUAGUGAAAUUAGGGCAAAAGUGCAGCAUCUCAAGUAAAAGCAAGCCCACUACACACACCCUGUCUUGGCAGACUCUUCUUUGGUUGCUCUUUAAGGAAUACAAGGUAGUCUUUCCUAGGACUGUCCUCUCCCCAGUGCAGGAAAUCAAAUUCCUGUGCCAACUCUGCUUUAAAACACACACACACACACACACACACACACACACACACACACACGGAACAGAACUGGGGUGGGGACUGGGUACACAGGCUUCAAAUGAUUAUUGAUACAAACCUCUAUUUUUUAACAAACCUCAAUUUAAAAACGGAAACAAUCAGAACCAACACUACGCAUUUCUGAAUCAUCAUCAUAGUUUAAACUGUACUCCUGGGCUCACUGAUAAGACCCUUACGUCUAUGAUCCUAAAUCACUUGGGGCUGACCAGAGGCCAGGAUUUUGACAGUACAUUCACUUGAGGUCUUCUGUAUCUUCACAACAAGCCUCCAGCCUAACCCUCAUUAUCGGUCUAGAUGUACAGGCCACACCCCCGCCCCACCAAGUUAAAUAGAACUCUUCCCUCCCAAGAAGGCAACCAAAGCUAAUCUAUUCUUUGAAUUCAUUUUUCACUAUAUUCCUUAGAGCCCACAGUCAGUGUGGUCCAAGAAGGCCGCGGUCAUAACUCCAGCUAUAUCCAGAAUCCAUACGACAUUCCUAGGAACAGCCAUAUUCCUGGUCACUAUGACCUCCUCCCACUAAGGCAAAGCCCUACCAGUGGGCCCUCCCAGGACAAGCCAUCUUAAGAGGGCUAAGCUUCUCUCUUGCAGUGUGCUCUGCUGAAUGUUCUCUCACUCUCAGAAAGAAGACAACCCCUUGACUUGAAUACUGAUACACACCGGCUCCAGCUACAUAUUAGUUACUAUGUUUACCUGGAACUGAAGAAGAGCUUCCAAAUGGGACUUGGGUAAUUGUUCAAAAAAGUCUGUAAAUGAAGGCAAAUCCCAUCACCCACCCAGCCCCCAGCCCCAAAUGCCCUGGAUUAUAGGAUUUCUAAAACAUUUAAGAUACCGCUACUCAUCAUCAGCUAAAAUACACAGAUUUAACAUUUAGAAAUAUGCUUUUAAAAAAGCAUGUAGAAUAGCAAACCUUCCAAGGAGGCAAAGGGGCCUGGGGAGACUAGGGGGUUAAAAGCACCUGAAAUGUACAGGUACUUUUGGUUGCUGUUACCAUCAGCAUCUGUUUUACUGCUAAGAUAAUUAGUACGCAAACAUGAACUAUUCUAACAUCAGUCCUAAAGUACCGGUACCCAUACGCCUGGUCCACUGAAUUACAAGGGCCAAGAUUACAGAAUUUAGUCAUCUAAUGCUGACAACCUCCAUUUUAUAAAAAAACCAAGACUUUAGUAAAAAUCAACUGUCUCUCUUCUACCCCAUUAAGUGACAGGAGGCCUAACAAAUGAAGAAAGAAAAAGCAAUAGUUUCCAAAUUGCAGUAGUUACUUUCAGUCCACUGAUUUCUGGGCCAGCUUUCCCAAGUUUUGCCAAUUCAACCUGCCAGAACAAUGCGAGUCAGUCCCGAUCUUGUUCUAUCGCCCUCCUCUAUCAGACACUCGAGCCAUUCCACUUGAAAUAGGAAAUAGGGCAUGGAGAUGUUGCUUAUCGAGUUAGUAGUCAUAAACUAGUAAGAACUAAGUAUGUCGAAAACUGGCUAUUUGGCCUCCCUAAUUUAUUUAGUUGGGAUCCUUUGACUCAGAAAAUAUUUGCUUUCAAGCAGUUCUUCGUAAAUCUUGAGCUUGAUGUAUUAUGGAACCAAAAAGUGUAGAUGAAAUGAGACAAAUGCGGAUAUACCAAGUUUAUAUUGCUUACCGUACAUUAUGCUUUCUGAUGGAACUAAAUGACACCGGUGAUCAAAGAAAGAAUGGACUUUAACCACUUGCUGUAAAUUGGUAUAAAAACUUCCCAGUAAACAGCACAAGAGGAUAUGAAAUGCUUAAAACUACAUUUGAGGAUGGCCAAGUGUGUAUUCCAAUAAGCUAAUGCUCCAGAUCCCAGUGUUCAGACUGCCUAUACCUUCCGUACUAAUGAGCACAUAUAAAUGAGGCUUGGACGAUGCAGAAUGGAGCCAACUCCCAAGACCUACCGAGGACCUCUUCACAAGAAUUCAGUGGCAAACCAUGGAAGCUAAUGGCCACUCUGGUGCCACUGCAUUCUGCUACUAGUUCAGCCAGUCAAAAACACGUCUAAAAAAGGUACGGAGAAGAGGAACUAAAUGCCUGCAAAGCUGGAAUACUGUUACAGGAAGUGUGGGAGUUCUGAAACCCCCAAUAGAAAUUGGAAGUCAGCCAUGGAAUUCAUCAGUCUGGGCAACAGCAAAAGCAAGAACAUUCAUGAGGAAGCCCCCCUUUCCCUAUUUCACUCGAGGCAUAAGCAAAUUUUAGUGUUAGAGGAAAAUAUACAAUACUUACAUGAAUGCUGCAUGUGUGCAUGGGAGCGAGUGAUCAGCAACAGUGAACUGACUUUCAAAAAAAGCCUUAUUAAAAUAUAAAUACUAGAAAAUUACUUUGUAGGCCCAAAUAAAUAUUUCUCAUACAUAUGUAGAAAGAAAUAGAGGUAAGAGACUUACCUCAGUUUUCCAGGGCUGCAAGAGCUCAAUUAUCUUUGUGAAGCAAGGAGGAAAAAGCACGGCGAAGUCAGAUCAGCAAAGAGAAACUUCAUCUCAAUCCCAGGUUUUACCUUCUCCCCUUACCCUGCAUGCACAGUAACUGCUACCUGGCAAACUGCAAACAAGUAGCAUCACUCGAGUUUCAAGUUUUACCCAUCUUUUGCCAACUACCCUCUGGGUAAAGGUAUCCAGCGAGAGGUGGAAUUGCUAGAGCACUGAGUCAAGAGAUUUUGGCAAGUGACUGGCCCUGUUUGGACUCCUUUAUUCCCCUUUCCUAAAAAAAAAAAAGGGAGAAGCAGAAAGUACAGAAGGGAGCCCCAACAACCUUUCAGCUCUUGCAUUCUAUGACUUUUUAAAGCAAUGUAGUAUAACUCAGACAAUACAGAGAAGGGAAGGGCAAAGGAUGUGAAUGAUCUAUGGUGACAAUAACUGCCUUCACAUAUCUAAGAAUUACUGGUAAAAGACAUUUCAAUCUUACGGAGUAACUGAGAAAUUGACGUCUAGCACUGUCACACACAGGUUCAUGGUCAGCCUGAACAGGUGCAUUGUGCAUUUUACUGGUGACUUGGAAAAAUCUGGUAUUUUUCAGAAACUAAAUUUUCCAUCAAAUUGAUAGGCAUACAAUUCAGAUGAAUAAAGAAAGCAAUUGUAUAAUAGUGUAAGAGACUAUGAAAUGGCAAUACUUUUUUUAAACCACAGAUUUGUAAUAUAUUUGUCCACUGUGCAGAGGGAUUGUACCUUGUACAAAAUAAAAUGAAUUUCUCAAACUAA
Messenger RNA from Chinchilla lanigera (long-tailed chinchilla), 6739 nucleotides. It is a transcript of the gene Megf11, whose product is annotated as multiple EGF-like-domains 11. Gene Ontology annotation, cellular component: membrane. The transcript is spliced from 25 exons. Bases 45 to 3323 code for a protein of 1092 amino acids. The record is from RefSeq and is a predicted model, not a curated record. NCBI's taxonomy places the organism in Eukaryota, Metazoa, Chordata, Mammalia, Rodentia, Chinchillidae. Gene Ontology annotation, molecular function: protein binding; scavenger receptor activity.